AUGUCUACUUGGAAGUCUGCCGGUAUUACUUAUCUUCAAUAUGCCAACAUUUGUGCUCGUGCUGUUCGUAAUUCUUUGAAGGAUGACGUUCGUGCUGCUGCUCUUCGUCGUAACCAAAAUAACCUCAAGUUUGCCAAGUGGGAAAAUGGUGCCCAAAAGGAACAACAAUUCGUUAACCCCCCAAAGAGUAAUUAA
Messenger RNA from Cokeromyces recurvatus, 195 nucleotides. RefSeq names its product mitochondrial ATP synthase epsilon chain-domain-containing protein. The record is from RefSeq and is a predicted model, not a curated record. Lineage: Eukaryota; Fungi; Mucoromycota; Mucoromycetes; Mucorales; Mucoraceae. Gene Ontology annotation, cellular component: mitochondrial inner membrane. The transcript is spliced from 3 exons. Gene Ontology annotation, molecular function: proton-transporting ATP synthase activity, rotational mechanism. Bases 1 to 195 code for a protein of 64 amino acids. Gene Ontology annotation, biological process: proton motive force-driven mitochondrial ATP synthesis.